Molecule: messenger RNA, 1140 nt
Organism: Schizophyllum commune H4-8
Lineage: Eukaryota; Fungi; Basidiomycota; Agaricomycetes; Agaricales; Schizophyllaceae
Product: NAD(P)-binding protein
Exons: 8
Coding region: 174-1085 (303 amino acids)
Source: RefSeq, a predicted model, not a curated record
CUCACAUCAACCCCCAAUCGCCCUGCAGCGCGGCGAGAAGGACUAGCGCGAGAGCUUACGAGGCUCGAGCACGUGAAACGAGAUUAAUCGAGUCCAUCGCCUUACCAAGCAAGCAGUAUAAAACAACAGCAGUAUGACCACCCUUCACAACGCCCCACGCUCCCUGCUCUACAAUGGUUCGCAUCGCUACUGUAUUCGGUGCCACUGGGACCUCAGGCUCCUCCGUGGUGCACGCCCUUCUCAAGGACGGCAUCUUCAAGCCACGCGCAGUGACGCGCAAUGCGAAUUCUGAGUCUGCGCGCAAGCAGGCAGCGCUGGGAUGCGAGAUUGCGGAGGCCGAGCUAGCUGACAAGGAGGCCGUGAAAAGGGCUGUGACUGGCGCUGAGUGCGUUUUUCUGGUUACCAUCCCGUUCACGGCGGUGUCGGAGGUCAUACAGGGCACCAACGUCGUCGACGCAAGCAAGGAAGCAGGCGUCCAAUUCGUUGUCUUAAGCACGCUACCUCAUAUGUCAAAUCUGUCGCAUGGCAAAUAUUCUGGUUCUCAUUGGGACGACAAGGCGAUCAUACAGAAGCACCUCAUGGCUUCUGGCUUAGCCCACGCAGGUGUCGGCACUGGCCACUUCCUCGAAAACCUGAGCGAGAAGAUGGCGUUCGGCCCUCUCGCAGGACGAUACCCCCUCGAGAAAACCGACGAUGGCCUCGUGCUGCACUCCUUCGCAAAGCCCGAGGCCACCUAUGUCCAGUCGUGGAUCAGCCGUGAUAUGGGCCCGAGCGUUGCGGCGCUGAUGGCCAACUACGCUAGUCAUUUGGAUGAGAUCAAUGGCAAGACCUUUGUCGUUGCGACCGAGCUGUCGAGUCAAAAGGACUUCGCGGAGCACUUGAGCAAGGGUCUCGGCCAGCCAGUGCAAUUCGACUAUGUGGGCAGCACCGGGCUGGAGGCGGUAGACAAUAUGUUCGCAUUCUGCGUUGAGUUUGAGACCUACCCAGGUAUCGAAGUACCUGAUCGUCGCCUCGAGAAGUUCGGCGUGAAGAUGGGCACGGUAGAGGAGUUCGCUCGCAGCGUUCUCCUUCCUCGUUUUGCGUAGGUAAUCGAUGUAAAUAGUCUCUAUGUACUCACUCGAAUGAAUUGAUGCGUCGUAC